Messenger RNA from Cryptomeria japonica (Japanese cedar), 1543 nucleotides. Its product is annotated as pheophytinase, chloroplastic. The transcript is spliced from 7 exons. Gene Ontology annotation, cellular component: chloroplast. NCBI's taxonomy places the organism in Eukaryota, Viridiplantae, Streptophyta, Pinopsida, Cupressales, Cupressaceae. The record is from RefSeq and is a predicted model, not a curated record. Bases 140 to 1321 code for a protein of 393 amino acids.
UAGCACCAUUCCAAAUGGGUAAGACCACCCAAACAUCUGGACCGGAUGCAAGCACACCUGGUCAAGCAUGAUAUGAACUAUAAUUCAAAACAGCUCCAGUCGAAUUGUUGAGGUGGGUUUAACAGCUAUCAAGCUGAUAAUGGAACAUGCCUGUACCCUUCCAUUAACCUCUUCCUCAUCCUCCUUCCAUUAUUUUUCACCCAGAAAGUGCCUGGUUCCUCACUUUAAUUUAUGUUCUACAGUAGGCAGGCCAUCAAAGGACAAAUUAGCUAAAAGGCCUUUAGUUUCUGGCUGUUCUCAUGGGGAUGAUUUGAAGUUGUUGAGAAGAGGCUUGCUGAAGAGAGUUGGAGCAAUUGGUAUUGUAUUGUGUGCUUCUGUGCUGACUGAAGAACCGGUGAAAGGUAUGGAAAGGCUUCCAUUUAAGCCAGAAGGUUAUAACUUCUGGACAUGGCGUGAUCACCAAAUACAUUAUGUGGUUCAAGGAGAAGGUCCUCCCAUUGUUCUGAUUCAUGGAUUUGGAGCCUCAGUUUUCCAUUGGAGGUAUAACAUUCCACAGUUGGCAAAGAAGUUUAAGGUUUAUGCAGUAGACUUGUUGGGGUUUGGAUGGAGUGAAAAAGCUAUUAUUGACUACAAUGCUUUAGUGUGGAGCAAUCAGGUUGCUGAUUUCUUGAAGGAAAUAGUCAAAGAACCAGCAAUAUUAGUGGGAAAUAGUCUAGGGGGAUUUACUGCAUUGAUAACAGCAGCAGAUUGCUCAGAAUAUGUUUCUGCAGUUGCAAUUUUAAAUAGUGCAGGCCAGUUUGGCAAUCCUGAAGAUCAGGCUAAGAAUGAUAAGGAAGAAACAGCUAUCCAAAGAAUUAUAAUUAAUCCUUUGAAAAAUUUGUUUCAGCGUGCUGUACUUAGCUUUGCAUUUUGGCAAGCAAAACAACCAUCUCGUAUUAUGUCUAUCUUGAAAAGUGUAUAUCCAAAUUCAACCAAUGUAGAUGAUUAUCUUGUUGAAUCUAUUAUAAGACCUGCGGAUGAUCCCAAUGCAGGAGAAGUUUAUUACAGGUUGAUGACACAAUUUAUGUUUAAUCCAUCAAGAGUUACACUGAACAGUAUUUUUGAGAAACUUUCUUGCCCACUUCUUUUGCUUUGGGGAGAUUUGGAUCCUUGGGUGGGUCCAAGUAAAGCCAACAAGAUCAAGGAGAUAUAUCCCAAUUCUUCAAUCAUACAUUUGCAGGCAGGACAUUGCCCACAUGAUGAGGUUCCAGAACUUGUAAAUGAAGCCUUGCUAAAUUGGGCAUUGCCGUUGAGCUCUCAAGCUUCAACUAAAACAAUAUAGUUUUUCUUGUUGUCAUAUUAGAGCAUACCACCUAUUGUGUUUAGCCGUAAAUCAACCAGCUUUUUUGAAAUAUUUUAUAAUGUUUUCCAUUUUAGUGGCAGUUUUUUUGUUGACAUUCCUUCUGCUUUAACAUAUUUAACUGAUAUUUUAUGACUCAUUUAGGUUGGCCUCAUUAUGUGUUGGAGUACCGUGCUAAAUUAAAGAUCUCUUCUACUUGUAGAA